GGAUUUCGUUGGAGUGUGUGUGAUCGAAGAGGCCCGAGGGGCGCCGAACGUUUUCACUCCAGGGCAGGUUGCUUCACGCUUUUGUCGAUUCUGUGAUGUUUGAUGUGGGGAAUUACUGCAGUGCAGUUGCCCACAACUUAUCUGAUCAGAGGCUGUUGGUUAAUUUUGUCAAGAGGUUUCUUCCCUCAACUUCUCCCUAUCACUCGGUCCUCUCUGUCUAGCGCUUCUUCGCUACCUCUGAUUCUAUAAUCAUAAGGCACCAUGGCAGCAGCCGCGCAGUCCCAAGCCCCUGCCCCUGCAGAGAGCAUGGACUUAGACAAGCCUCAUCACAGUGGCCAAUCCCAAACCCCCCAGCCCCCUGUCGCAAACCCCCUGGAGGAACAAGACCAGAGCUCCGCAGAGCAGGCAAGCACAUCGGGCCGGCCCCAGCAGCCGGGAGGCAGCCUCGACGAGUGCCUCGCUCUUCUCCGGGGGGGGUCCGACGAACAGCGCCUAGUGGGCCUCCUCCUUGCCACCCGCUUCGUCUCUGCAGGCGACUUGGCUGCCGUCGAAGCGGUGUUUGAUGCAGUUGGAUGGGCCUUCAUCGGGCGCCUUUUCCGGACCGGGGGAGGCCAGCCGCUGAGCCCGUACGCUGCUUUGGCCCUCAGUCUAGUUAGCGCCUUUGUCAGAGUCCCCCGGCUGGCUGCCGCAACUGAGGCCAUUGAGCGGGUGCCGUUGUUCCUGGGGGUCGUGAGGGGGGGGGCGGAUGCAGGCCCUGUCCAGGACGCGCUCGAGUGCUUGCUCGCGGUUGCGAGCGCCUCUGACGAGGGCCUAAGAGUGGAGCUCGAGUCGGGGGGGGUGGCCGCGGUGUGCCAGUGCCUUGGGCGUUUCACUGGGGGAGAAGAAGCGUGGUUUUUAGACGGCGUGAGAUUGCUCGGGACGCUGCUUAGCGGGGGGGCGGGCAAGGAGAGCUUUGUGCAGGGGGGGGAGGUUGCGGUGCCCGUUCUGGCUCAGGAAUUUGCGGCGCGAACGGACAUGCUGGUGUUUGAGUGCUUGGGGUGUCUCGUGGGCGUGCUGAGUCACCAGCAGGGGGUCCCCGAGACAGGGAAGUGGGAGGACGACGUCCGAAGAGGAGUCCAGAACCUACUUCAAAGCAAAAACGUAAAGGCGGAGCACAGGCUGGGGGCGCUGGAACUAGCACGUCUGAUGGUGGAGGCAAAAGGCGAGAACUGGCUGUUGGGGAGCAUGGGUAAUGAAGGGCAGUCAAAGAUGAAGGGGGACAACUUUCUGCUGGUUCUGCUGAACACCGUACGGGUCGAGGUCGCGGUCCAGCUCAACGAAGUGGCGCGCGCGCUGUUUGGCGAGAAGGGGACUGGGGUCGUCGCGCCAGCAUUGGCGGAGGCCGUCACCAGCUGCUACGCCCUGCUCGAGGCGGGUGUGAACGCGCUCGCCGAGGCGGCCGCUGCUGACGUCAGCACGGUCACACGCACCACCGGCAAGGGAUCCCCCAAACCUCAACUGAGUGCUGACACGGCCCAGAAGGCGUUCGGGGCCGCCAGCGAGGCGGCAGCCGUCGUGAUCGACUUACUGGAGCAGGCAAAGGAGCACGGCCGGAAUUCGGACGAUUUUGUGCUCGCAAGUGUCCGAGUGCUCGGACGGUUCCUGGCGGAGGCGCCCGAGGCGCACCGGGAAAAGGUGGCCGGGAUGCUGGGGUUCUUGCUCGGAGUAAAGGGUUCGGACGAUUCGGACGGAGGUCAAAGUGGUUCGGACACGGGUAGACGAGGCCCCUAUCUGGGCGGGGUGUGGUGCUUGCUGCCUGCGCUUGGGCAGAUAUCGGAAGACGUUGAGUGGUGCAAGAUAAUGGUCCGGGAGAAGGCGCACCGGGCCGUUGGGGAGUUCGCACGGGACGCGAUUGCGGCGCAACGUGGCCAGCCCGCUCCGGCCUCGAGCUCGCACGACAUGGAUCUAGAAGGGGGAGAGAAUCUUGCGGAGGAUCCGGCAGACGGGAUGAUUGCGCGCGCCCUCGAUGUCGUCCUCAACGUGCUGGACCAGCAGGCGGCCGGCGGGGCCAAGGUCCGCUUUGCUGACGUCAGCACCGUCCUGCCGGCUCUGCUGACGUGGAUUCGCGCGGCGCCAGAAAGCCCCCUGCGGCUGGCGCUCUCUUCCGCCGUCAUUAGCAACGCACUCCUACUCGCUGACGAAAAGACGCUCGGGGAGCGUGGUCUCGAUCUAGGGGGGCUGCUCGACGCGGUCGUGCGGUUUCUGGACGAGAGCUUUGCUGCGCUCAAGCGGGAUGGCACGGUUUUCGACCAGGAGCUAUGGGAGAUAACCCUAGCGGCGGCUGCGGACCUCCUGGAGAAGUUCCCAGGGUUUGAGAGCCGGGUGACGAGCUCCCGGUGGAUGCAGGAGGUGGGCGGGGACCAGCUCUCCCGGGCGACGAUGGAGCACUACUCCGGGCACGGGGCCCUGCUGAACUUCCUCGCGGCAGCGGCCGAGAGGGAGGAGCGUGGGCCUUCAUGA
This is a messenger RNA of Klebsormidium nitens, 2499 nucleotides long. NCBI's taxonomy places the organism in Eukaryota, Viridiplantae, Streptophyta, Klebsormidiophyceae, Klebsormidiales, Klebsormidiaceae. The record is from the annotation of a GenBank genome assembly.